GCGGGGGGAAAGGAGAAGAAUGUACAGUAUUAAUGACGGAUUAGACCGUUCAUACAUAGAAAUGUUGCCUUUGGACAUCGUACAAGCGGCACUAGGACCACGCGGGGAGGGGCGAUAUUUCGCCUCUUUUAUUGGGUUUAAGCGACCUCAGUUUUGUACUCAGGCAAUUCAACGAAGGACAUGGAUGCCGUAUGAUAUGUUGAAACAAAGACCCUACAAAAGGAGCUGUAUUUGAAGAACAGGCGGUUAAAAGUAUUGUAUAUGUUAUUUCGGCGACCUGUCACGCACUGUUCAGUUCAUACCUUCGCAGACGAGAUGGGAAUAAACCUGGAGACGCGGAUACCCAGUGAACUUCAAGACGGGGAAAUUGGGAUUUGGGUUUAAGCAAGCCGUCUUCAUUAUCAGCACAGCUUGAAGUUAAGUAGCCUAUCCUCAGACUUUUUCACACAGAGUGGCUUGCGUAAAGUUGUGGCGCACUGGCCAAACAUUGUUGCUCAUGUAUGCUUGAUAUAUGAAUUCCAUUUUAUGGGGAUGCUUCCAAAAAAAUUACAUUUGACAAAAUCCGUAAUUGGUGAAUGCUAAUGCACAAAAAUACGUGAACACAAUGGAACUCUGUCCCAUAUAGUUGCCAUUUGCGCAAGUGCAGUGCACAGGACAGUUGAUUGUACAACCGCAAUGGGAAAGUGAGGCUAGGUAAACACUGUUUGUUUUACUGGAUUUUAACAACAACGCAAGGCGUAGGCAGUGUUGGUUGGACAUCUAUUCAUGAUGUGAGAGUCUACAAAAGUCGAAGUUGGGGGUUCUCAGGACAAAGGGAUGUUCUUGGAAGCAGGUUAUGCGCAGGGAAUUCCUCAGGUGUCACACAGGGGUGUCCUUGAUUUGCGCUGAUGAUAAGGGACCUGUAGAGCACUACUCAAGUGAUUUUCUGUAUCUAGUAUAGCCUCUUACAGAUGAGCUAAAAACGUAAUUUAAAUAUCAAUAGGUGCAUCACGUAUUUGGCAAGAGUAAAAGUAUGGCUAUAUAAUGUCAUGGGAUCCUUAACUAAAAAUAAAUAAAUAAAUAAAACACAGAAGAAUAUUUUACACAACAGAUUUCUUAAAUAAAAAUAAAUUUCUAAUAACAUUCUGCUGCCUAAAUGCACUAUAUGUCUGACGCAGUUUUAGUGCAUUUUUAAAACCCCGCUCUUUUUACCGAAGACUCGAAGCGUCUUUUUAACGUCCAUCCUGACCUACACGCAGUGCACGUACAUGAAUGUAUACGAAUGACUGCCACUAAGAUCAAAAUCGAUGUUUAUCACACAGUUGUAACUUAAGUACAAAUUGUACAAAUAGAACUAUAUUGAUUAGAUACGUUUUAACUUUAAUGUAUGAAACGCACAUCAUGGACUUCAGAGUAGCGCCAUGUUUAAUUUUUGACGGAAUGUAAAGGAGGCUGAGGGAAUAAAGUAGGGUGGCACUGUUGUAUACAUUUAUAUUGACGGCUAAGAAGACGAGUUGGGAACAAAAAUCCUGUCAAAAAUGUUAUAAAUGUUCCGUGUUCGAUACAAGUAAAGCUCAAUCGAUAACAUUUGUGUCAUUAUGUUGAUAUAAUUUCAACAUGUCCCUCGUUUAAGCUAUUUAAAAAAUAAAUAAAGCAAAAACUUGUUAAAUGUGAAGUCAGUUUUGUUUUGUUUAUGUCGUCUUGGACUUAGACACUGACACCUAGGAGUGAAGAUGAAGCAUCCUUCUAAAACAACAGUUUUCAGUUACUGGUGCCGCUUUAGAAGUUUACUAUUCACAGUCAGCAGCAACUAAUAUAAUCCAUGAGUGUCCAAUAACAGGACGCUUACUGAGAUUAAGCAAGUAGUAUUCGGCUGGUCAUGUGAUACUAACAUGGCAGCCCCCAUGAGGGGACCCUCUCCAUGUAGAUUUAAACAGCUUUUAUUAUGUUACUACUUACAUGACUGAAUUCUUCAUGUCAUCUAAGUGCAUAUGAUUUCAUACAUAUUGUUCUAAAAUACUAUUAUAAUACUAUUAUAUAUUUGACCGUAAAACCUUUUUAUUGCAAAAAAAAUAUUACUGAGUGUACCUAUAACAUGUGUAAUGUUUUACUACUUUUGAAAUACUUUUGUAUUUUAAUGAUUAUGGGCAGUCCCCAUUUAUUUCCACUGCAAUUUUUUUAUUCAAAUAAUUAUUUUCUGUGAUAAUCAACAUUGUGUUGAUUGAGCUUAAAACUGUACUGAACUUAGAACAUUUACUUAAGCCUUUGUAGAUGAACCAAAUGUGGUAAUUCAUUAAACUAGCAUUAAACAACAGUAACCUUAGGAAUAUUUACAAAUUGGAGGACACCUUGACACACUAUGCUAUCCAGUUUUAUUUCACACUUGCAUGUGUUUGUUUUUUGCUAAUAGGUUGCAUAGAUACCAACCAUGGUGCCUAACCGGAGAUUGGGUCUGUCCCAUCCUUGCUGUAAUAGCUUGCUUUUCUUACUACUCCUGCCCAGCUCAGUUUCAGUGAGAGAACCUCCCCACCAGUCCCAUGCCAUCCUCCCUUCACUGAUACCUCAUGCUACUCAUCCACUGUCCCGUUCCAGCUUUAGUGCCAAAGCUCAGCUGGACCUCACCACUCACUGCAAUGAAAGCUGCUACCACAAAGGAGAAGACACAGAUAAAGAACACCUAACUGAGCAGCUAGCUUUCGAAACACUUUAUGCAGAUGGCUCCCGUACUUUAACCACUAUUGAUUUGGAUGAAAAUGACAAUGCUGUUGAUGCUGAACCUCAUUUUAGGUGGCCUAAAGUAGCACCUUCCAGACAUAAGCGGCUCAGACGGCAAAUUUAUGGUUCUGAUGGGCGCUUUAAUAUUCGUGGUGACCACUUCUUACUGGACUACCCAUUCUCCACAGCUGUUCGCAUUUCCACUGGUUGCACUGGAGUUCUGGUGUCACAGCAACAUGUUCUUACUGCAGCCCACUGUGUACAUGAUGGGAAAGACUAUGUUAAAGGAGCAAGAAAACUUAGGGUAGGCUUUCUACUCCCUCCUUUUGUUAACAACACAAAGCCUGGUCAGGCUCCUGUAAAGAAACCUUUGGUGCGUUGGGUGAGAGUGAAACGGACACGGGUACCUAAAGGUUGGAUCCAAGGUCCCCAAGAGGUCAGCAUGGAUUUUGAUUAUGCACUUUUAGAGUUACGCUGGCCUCACAGGCACCCUUUUAUGCGACUGGCUGUGGCACCCACCUCAGACCAUUUGGCUGGUAAGCGCAUCCACUUCUCUGGAUUUGACAGUGACCGGCAUGGGGAACUGGUGUACCGCUUCUGUCCAGUGGAAGAUGAGUCCAAUGAUCUGAUCUACCAGCACUGUGAUGCCCGCCCAGGGGCGAGUGGUUCUGGGGUUUAUGGACGUGUUUGGGACAACGCUUUAGAGCGCUGGGAGCGCAAGGUCAUUGGCAUCUUCUCUGGACACCAGUGGCUGGAAAUAAAUGGCGAGAAUCGUGACUACAACGUGGCGGUUCGCUUUACUCCACUAAAGUUUGCUCAGAUCUGUUAUUGGGUUCAUGGAAAUAAGGUGGACUGCAGUCAAAACUGAAUACAUGAAGAUGAGAGAAAACAUGCAGCAGAAUACAAGAAUGAUAUUUGAAUGGACAAAAUAUGACGCCUGAUUUGGAUACCUGCACUUUACAGUGUCUUACAGUUUUUAUGGGUGUGGCUACUGAAUUUGGGACAACUGCAUGUAGAUCACAACCCACAGGCUUUGAUCACUCUUUAUUUCACUUGGGUUAGAUCUCAGAACUGGAACUUUUUCAACCACUAUCUUUGCUUUUUGCUUACCAUACUGCCAGUGUUACACAGAGCUUUAGACUCAGGCCAACAUCACAGUACAUUUAUCUUUGGUCUUUCCUAAUGUUAAAUAGAUAUCUGAUCGUAGUUCGAUACUUCUCUCACAGGCUUGCUUUGUUCAAAUUACACAUAACAGAAGCUUCAUACUGCUGUUUGUACUUUUAGAGAGUAGGAUUGGGAUGGAGUCAGGUAAUGUUAGUCUGUGAUGCAAACCUUAUAUCUCGUGUCUAAUCACUUGGUCUUUGUUUUUGGUUAACACAAGAUUAACAUACAGAGAGUGUUUGUGUAUUUUGUGACUUAAGAGGCAGAAGAGUAAUGCUUCCUAAAUUCCCUUCCCUGAACAUCUGUUUGGUCUCUUUGAACAUAAUUUUUUUUUUCUUGAAUAUGAUUACUAAAAUAACAUAAAAUAGAUUAAUGUGAGAUGUAUUAUGGGAGCAAUGGCAAGCUGAGAGAGCAUAUUAUACAGUAUAAUAUAUUUAAAGCAUGGAUGCAAAAAUCUUAUUUUUGAUAGACUUACAUUCUGAUCUAUAUUCAAGUCAAGACUACAACUGACGCUUCUGCAUUCAUCAUUUCCAUAAAAGACACACAAUGGUAAUGGUAGUAUCUAUUGUGAAAUUCUUAGGCUAUCCCUUGUUUUUGGAUGAAUAUAAAGACUGGACUCUUAACAGAAAGGUUGUGGGGUAAAUGUUGUAUAUAAUUCUAUUUCAAAAAGCUUUAGUUUUAAUAAACUAAAAUAUUUCUGCUGUUUUUGCUGUUCUAUUCAUUGUAGUUGUACAUUGUAGUGUAGUUGUCUGCUGAAGAAAAAAAUAUAAUCUGAUU
Molecule: messenger RNA, 4632 nt
Organism: Xyrauchen texanus (razorback sucker)
Lineage: Eukaryota; Metazoa; Chordata; Actinopteri; Cypriniformes; Catostomidae
Product: serine protease 23-like
Exons: 1
Coding region: 2408-3562 (384 amino acids)
Biological process (GO): proteolysis
Molecular function (GO): serine-type endopeptidase activity
Source: RefSeq, a predicted model, not a curated record